Molecule: messenger RNA, 435 nt
Organism: Phytophthora sojae
Lineage: Eukaryota; Oomycota; Peronosporomycetes; Peronosporales; Peronosporaceae
Exons: 1
Coding region: 1-435 (144 amino acids)
Source: RefSeq, a predicted model, not a curated record
AUGGCAGUGCUCCCGGAGUUCACCACUGACGAAGUCGUGAUCACGGAUAUCCAAGUUGGCGAUCCUGGCGAAAACACGCCGGAGGAAAUCGACCGGCUGCGGAAGAUCAUCUGGCGCCGGAAGCACUUGCUUAUUGGAAAAGGCAAUGCCUUACCACCGGCCGCAAAAGGUGCGAUCUGCGACAUUGACGUCGGAAACGCGAAGCCAGUCGCUCAGCGUUGCCGUAAAGCGGCGCCGCAGUACCGCGAAAAGCUGAAGCAGCUAAUCAAGGGGCUCCUGUCGACCAAGAUGAUCAAGAUCUCAACGUCCCCUUGGGCAUCACCGAUCGUGGUGAUCGUCAAGAAGAACGGGGUCGACAUCAGACUCUGUAUUGACUACUGUAAUGGGCCUACCUUGGCUCACUACUACGGCUUACACGUAUGCGCACGUGUAUGA